CUUUUAAUAUUUCACGUUCGAGGCUUUUCCUUCGUCAUCGACGUCGUCGUCGUCUCCUCCCCUACGUUCUCUCUUCCUCUCUUUCUCUCCCUCUCUUUCUCGCUUUCUGGGGUUCGUUCCUUUUUUCCGUAAAUGCGAAGCUUUUAGGGUUUCCAGGGGGAUUCCGGGGUGCAGUCGGGAGUUUGAGUAUAACUAUAGGGUUUACUGAUCUUUCGGUCAGUGGAUUUGGGUUGAAUUCUUCGAGAUAUCUGAUGGUUUCAGAGCUCAAAAUUUGGAUUUUGGGGGAGGAAGCUGUGUUCACGUGAACGUUGUUGUUGUCUUUUCGGUUUUUCAGAGGGUUUUGGGGGAGUAAGCUGCGACUCUGCCAUCUCCACUUGAUUUUACUGAAAAAAAGCGUUCCUUUUAUUCCUUUACUCUCUCCUUCUCGAGAAUUGCAGUUGCCUAUAUUCUUCUUUUCAUUUCUUUUUUCUUCUCUUUUGGGGGAAUUCUCAGCUGGGUUUCUAGCGAUUUGAGCUCAGUCUUUGCUAGUGUGCGCCAGGGUGGCGUUAAUUUGAGACAGUGAGAGAGAGAGCUUCAUGUAAAGGGUCCUGAACAAGUUGGUAGAUAAUUUCGUGUUAAUGGAGAAAGACUUAUAACCUGUAUGGACCCCCAAGCUUUUGUCAGGUUGUCCAUUGGGUCCCUGGGGCUGAGAAUCCCAGUUGCAGCUUCAAAGGCAGGUCAAAUUGGAAUCCACGCAUCCUCCUCACCAUGCUCUUGUGAGAUACGUUUACGAGGCUUCCCUGUUCAGACAGCACCAGUUCCCCUAAUCUCCUCCGCUGAGGCUACACCAGAUCUCCAUAGCAUUGCUACAAUCUUCUAUCUUGAAGAAUCUGAUGUUAAAACUCUGUUGGGACCUGGCAGGCUUCAUCCAUCUCGUGCCUAUUUAGAGAUUAUUGUUUUCACAGGGUGGAAGGGCUUCCAUUGUGGUGUCAACAGCAAGAAGCAACAGAUUGGGAAGUUUAGGUUGCAGGUCAGUCCUGAAUGGGGGGAAGGGAAGUCAGUGUUGCUUCAUAAUGGAUGGACAGGAAUUGGCAAGAACAAGCAGGAUGGUGGUAAGCCAAGAGCUGAACUGCAUCUAAGAGUGAAAUUGGAUCCAGAUCCAAGAUAUGUUUUCCAGUUUGAAGAUGAGACAGCACUAAGUCCCCAGAUAGUUCAACUUCGGGGCACCAUCAAGCAACCUAUUUUUAGUUGCAAGUUCAGUCGUGACAGGAGGGCAUCUCAGCUGGAUUCAGUGAGCAAUCACCGGGUGAGCACCACCUAUGGAACAGACCAAGAUACUGACAGGCGGGAGAGAAAAGGCUGGAGGGUGAUGAUCCAUGAUCUCUCUGGUUCAGCAGUUGCUGCUGCCUUUAUGGCAACUCCCUUUGUACCAUCAAUGGGAUGUGAUCGAGUUGCACGGUCCAACCCUGGGGCCUGGCUAAUUGUCCGACCAGAUGCCUUUGGUCCUGAUAGCUGGCAACCUUGGGGCAAGCUGGAAGCAUGGCGUGAGCGAGGCAUCAAAGAUUCGAUAUGCUGUCGUUUUCACCUCCUCUCUGAAGGUCAGGAGGGGGGUGACCUACUUGUAUCAGAAAUCUUGAUCAGUGCUGAUAAAGGUGGGGUUUUCUUCAUAGACACUGAAAGACGGACACCAUCGGUGACGCCAUUACCAAGUCCAAGAAGCAGUGGGGACUUCGCAUCCCUGGGCCCCGUCUUUGGGGGUUUCGUGAUGAAUUGUCGGGUGCAAGGAGAAGGGAAGAGUAGCAAGCCAUUGGUGCAACUUGCUAUGCGGCAUGUGACUUGUGUGGAGGAUGCGGCCAUCUUUAUGGCACUUGCUGCGGCUGUUGAUCUCAGUAUGGUGGCAUGCAGGCCAUUCCGUAGGAAGCCUAAGAAGGGGAGCCGCUAUUCUUUAAGAUGGAACUAAGUCUCGUAAAGUGGGUUCCUCGCGAGCAUCAUGUCAUGAACUAGUGCUACUCUUGAUGGAGAGAUUGAACUGGAGAAGACGAGACAGAAGAACGAUGUUGUACAUAAAGAUGUUGGUUCAUGCAGUAUUCUGAUGCUAUGAUGACUGGGGAUAUGUAGUGUUUCUAAAGGAAAGUCGGGUUAUUGUUAUUGAUGCCCAUAUUUUAGUAGUUUUCUGACCCGAUAAAAUUCAGCUGCUAGAUCCAGCUUGUUUUAUUGAAUAUUGGCCCUCCCCACAAUCAUGAAUCAAUCAGACAUUCAGACCAGAUAGUGUCAUACGCUAAAAUAGUUGAAA
Molecule: messenger RNA, 2272 nt
Organism: Nelumbo nucifera (sacred lotus)
Lineage: Eukaryota; Viridiplantae; Streptophyta; Magnoliopsida; Proteales; Nelumbonaceae
Source: RefSeq, a predicted model, not a curated record